Coccidioides posadasii C735 delta SOWgp is the source of this 2158-nucleotide messenger RNA. RefSeq lists its product as uncharacterized. Gene Ontology annotation, biological process: RNA processing. Lineage: Eukaryota; Fungi; Ascomycota; Eurotiomycetes; Onygenales; Onygenaceae. The record is from RefSeq and is a predicted model, not a curated record.
CCCCAUUGAUGUAAAACCGUUGCCAGCCUACUCCCGGCUCGACAGUAUCAGUCGAAGCGGUCUGUCGCCUCCCGCCUGGGGCUAAGAUGCGGAAAAGAAUUCAGUGAAUUAAAAAGAAGCAAAAAAAAAAAAGGGAAAAACAAAAUCCAAGUCAAAGCUCCCCAUCACGCGUGCAUCCCCGGAAGACGAGGACGUUCGAAACCCACGGUUCCAAAAAAAAAAAAAAGAGUCUCCAUCGGGGCCUCUAAUUGGCGAGAAGCGGCAACGGGGCUUUUUCAACCCUCGAAUCUCUUCCUCUUUGCCUCUGCAUCGUUGGAGGACGAAAAAAAUCACCCAUAUUUGCUCGACGUAGACAGCUUUCAGCUCGCUUCAUACAACACGAACGAGAAGGCAGACGAUCCACUGUUACCGCUGCCCAACCCGUGAGGCUUCAACGCCUCCCAGAACAUACCAUCGGCCUCCAUUGGAUUUAGAGGAUACCCCGGAAAAUCGAGCCUGUAGGAUUUCAGAAUCGGGUGCUGAGCGCUUAGGCAGCAUCCAACCGGGCUUGUACGUACACCUCGUCAGUGGAGCUCGACGUGACUUCUUAGCCUUUCCCCGGUUCGGUACUCCAGACCCGCAGCUACCAACUGACAGCCAAAUAUCGCUUUUAUCACACUUCUGAACUUUAAGCCGCUGCACGUUUUAACCGCCGAGUCACACCUUCCUGCAUUCUAGAAUCGACGGCUCUACCCAUGGCGAAGGACAAAGAGCGCACCGUCAACCCGGCCCAAGCCCAGCGCCGAUUGGAGAAACAACGUGCGUUGAAAAAAGGAAAGGCUGAGCUUCAGGCCCGUCGUAAUGAGAAACUCGCUCGUCGGAAUCCGGAGCGGCUCCAGCGGCAAAUUGACGAGCUGAAGGCGAUCGAGGAGUCGGGGCAGCCACUGAGGCCACGGGACAAGCAGAUACUUGAGGGCCUAGAAAGAGACCUUAAGGCGGUUAAGAAGGCAAGAGAGGCCCUCGGAGACCGCGCACCCAAAUUCGGGGGUGGCGAGUCGAGGCACCGCGACAGGGAUUCCGAUCGAGGAGUGUUGGGGAAAAGAAGAAGAGAUGGAUGGGAUCAGCGGAGACGACAUGAUGACAGUAGCGAUACUGACGAGAGCGUUCGAAAUAUACCCAUGCCGAGGGACACUCCACCCCCGAUCCCACGCCAAUACCUACGACGAGGACCUGCCCGUGAUAACGAGGGCGAAGAAAAGCGCCAGACACACGGUCUACCAGAGAAACCUCCAGUGGAAGCUAGAACAGUCUACGAAUCUGCACCGGUCAUCAGAAAUCUACAACAGGAGGCCGUGAGCAAGUUUGUUCCUGCGGCUGUAAGGGUGAAGCAAGCGGCUGUCAAAGGCCAGGGACGGUUGGUAGAACCGGAAGAAUUGGACCGUUUAGAAAAAGAAGGAUAUACUUCUACUACUCAGGCUUCUGGCCCUGCGGCUAAUGCUGAACGGACAGAUUCAGAGACAAAGCCUACCUCGGCGAAUCUUGAUGCAGCUACAUUGGCAGAAGAGGAGGAACGCUUUCGGCGAGAGCUCAAACACGUUCAGAUUGAGGAAGUGGAGGAUGAGGAAAUAUGAUACAAGCUACAGUCCUUGCCGCAAGCAGGCAGAACACCACUGCCGUAUCAGCCAGACCGGUCUUCCCAACACAUGCUGCUUCGUUAUAUCUAUGGCCGUCGCGGAUUAAUCGCAGCCACUCCUCUAUAUAUCUUCUAUCACUCAACUACGCGCUGAGUAGUCCCCACAAGGCGAUGCCCGCCCAAGUACCAUGCAAGCCAACAAUACCCCAAAAGUUUGCGAGUUGACAGGGCAAAACACGAUCCUACCACUCGUCCUACGUGCGUGUGUCGGAUAUGAUAAUCUCGGAGGAGCCAACUGCACAACGCAAACGGGAAAGACGUAUUUGCUGCACAACGCAGAAAGAAGCGCAGGGCGGCGCUGCUACGAAUUUCCUCUUGCUCCGGAAACAGGAGGCGGGAACCCGUGUAGAAAAUGAACAGGUCCGCAGUGAGGAUGACGCAGGCAGAAUCGUAGAGGAGGCGGAUCAGCUUUGGCUGGACAGGUGAAGCAGAGGAAGAGGCCUUUUCAAAGGAGUAAAUUAGCAUUUGUCCACGCAUUAUUGUCAA